AGGGCCCGCGGAGCGGACGACGGACGGACGGCGGUAGACGGUCCGCGCUUGCCGUAGCGGCGUUAGCGUUCCGCGUCCAUUUGUAAGAUGGCCGACCACAGGGAACGAGACUCUUAUUACUCGCAGACGGAUCUGCGCUCGAAGAACGACGAUCCGCCGAACUCGCGGCUCUUCGUCAUCUGUCACAAGAGCCUCGAGGAGGAUGACCUCAGGAAGGCGUUCGAGAAGUUCGGCAAGAUCGAGGACAUCUGGGUGGUUAAGGAUCGUAACACGGGCGAGAAUAAAGGUGUCACGUACAUCAAGUUCUCCAAGACGUCGGAGGCGGCGUUCGCGCUCGAGGAGAUGAACGGCAAGAUGCUGGGCUCCGUCGGCAGACCGAUCAAAGUGAUGAUCGCCUCGAACCGGGAUCAGGGCUCCGUGCGCGAGACGAACGAAGAGGAGAGGUGGGUGCGCUUGUUCUGUGUCCUACCGAAGACAAUGAGUGACAGCGAGCUGCAACAGGAAUUCUCCAUGUUCGGGGCGAUCGAGUACGCGACCGUCGUCAAGGACCGGUCGACCAACGAGUCCAAGGGCUUCGGCUACGUCAAGUUCAAGAAGGUGUCGAGCGCGGCGCGGGCGUUCGAGGAGUGCGACAGGAAGUACAAGGCGGUGUUCGCCGAGCCGAAGAAGCCCAAGCCCGAUCACAACGACGCCAAGUACAACAACGGCCUGUCCGGCGCCACGUACGACGGCACCAGCGGCAGCUAUGGCUCCUCCAACUUCGGCAAGAGCAGCAUCAGCCUAGAGAUCGCCACCAACUACUCCAACUCGGAGGGCUACACGCGUCUGCAGGUGAUCGCGCACCCGGCCCUCAAUCAGGACCAGCUGUGGAAGCUGUUCGACAUAGUGCCCGGGCUGGACUUCUGCCACUUGAAGACGGACGUGAGAUACCGGAUGCCGCGCGGACAGGCCGUGGUGGUGUACAACAAUCCGAGCGCGGCGGCGUACGCGCGCGAAAAGUUCCACGGUUUCGAGUACCCGCCCGGGCAUCGGAUGAUCGUCAAGCCGGACUUGACGAGCGCGCCGCCCAAGAGCACGUCGAAGCCCGGCGGCUCCGCGGCGGGCAGCGUCGCCAGCGCGAGGACGGACCUGGCGCACUUGGCGGAGACCAUUGCUCAAGCUACGUCGUUGAUUCAAGCGGCGGGUCUGACGGCACCGAGCUUAGAUCACAUAUCCGUGAAGCUGCCACCGGUGCAGCCGAUGGCGAGUAUAGACGCCGAGGUCGCCAAGCGGUGUUUCAUCGUGUGCGGCCCGCCGGUGCCGCCUAUCUACGCCAUGAAGGAUGCGUUCUGUCGAUUUGGCAACCUUAUAGAUGUAUAUAUGUUACCCGGCAAGAAUUGCGGGUACGCGAAAUACGCCAGCGUCAGUAGCGCGAACGAGGCCAUUGAGGUCCUGCACGGUCAAGAGAUCUGUGGCUCGCGGUUGAAGGUGCUGGAGGCGGAGGAACGAAACGUCGGCGAGGACCGGCGGAAACGAUUACGAAUGGACGAGGACGAGAACUAAACGUGUUUUAAUUAAAAUGCGUAUCUCACUGACUGGUAUACACAAGCCGGACGCACGCAACAAAAAGAGACGAAUUUAAAGACUACUACUCACUUGACCACAUCAAGGGCCUGCAUCCAGGGAAAACUACUCCAACUACCUACCUAUAUAUAUUUAACUGUUCGCUUACGUUCGCGCAGCUGCAACUCUCUACGUUACUGAAACCUUUAACUGCUACUCUACUAUACUACUGUUACUUUUUAUCCUCUUACACGUCCGUUCACACACGAUACGCUGCGCGCGCGGACGACCCGUGUUUCUGUUACUUUAAGAGGCCUGUGCGAACGGCCGAUAUCGUUGAGUGCUUGCUCGCUUUGCACCUGUAUAAAGAGCGCCCUUCUUCACAUCCAAAAAUACGGAAAGUGUACACCUUUCUUCGGGCUUUGUGAGGCUCGGAGGAAGCGAAGCGCGAACACAUGGACGAGGUGCACGGAUCGACUUGUUUCCUCGACUGGUUCUCGCAUAUACACGGCUAAUAUUUAUUUUUAUCCUUCUCUAAUCUUUUAAUGGCAUUUACCCUUACUUAGCACCUGCCAAUCGACUUCCGUUUCAUCUUGAUGUUGACCACUAAGGAGGUCAACGCCAUUGCUCAAUUCCGUCGCUCAUUGUUGGUUAAAAAGUUAUGAAGAAAAGAAGUUUCAUAAACGCUAUGUAAUUCUCUACCAUUGGAAAGUUGGAAUGAUCCACGCGCAAUCCUAUGAUGAUGGAAAUAGGUUUGCUUUGUAUAUAAAGGAUGAUCGGAGAUGGAAUUUGCCUCGCGCGAAUAGUUCAUACUGUCUCCACGCAUGUACUUCCGCCGUUGUACUGAUCCACAUGGGUUAUCCACAUAUUGCGACUUUCCACGUGAACCCGAAUGAAAAUCGCAAACACACGUGGAACAGUACAACGGCGAAAGUACAUACGUGGAGACAGUAUGUUCCGUCACCCCUUCGGGAGGGCUCCACUUCGUUAAGAUAUAACUCUACCCAAAUCAUGUCUGGUCGCAAACUACACAGCAUUUAUGAAACUUCUUUUCUUCAUAACUUUUUAACAAACAAUGAGCGACGGGACUGGGCAAUGACCUUGACCUCCUUAGUGGUCAAAGUCCAUAUCAAGGUCAAACGGAAGUCGAUUGGCGGGUGCUGAGCAAGGGUAAAUAUUGACCCUUUUAAUUUCUUGCUUUGCACAUUUUUCUGAAAUUAUAAUUAUUCUCAUUACUGAUACUUUCAAACGGUGAAUUGUUCGAAGUGUUUGAGCAAGAAGUCUCUUUAAAUCGAACAUUAAACUGACUCUGUGAGAGGUCCGUGAGGACAAUCGUCGACUUGGACUAUCCGUUCGCAUAGGCUUUUAGGUAUAACUUAUGCCUUAGGUUUAGCAAAGAGACCUUUUAUUUAUGAUUAAAUUUCUGUACUUUUCUUUUAUAGUUAUAUUGCGUGCAGAGAGGAAGGAAAGUAAUUUGUACUCCAUUGACAACUUUUACGAUAAGUUGAAAUUAUUGCGGACUAAUUCCGAAAACUAAUUCCAAAACAAGUGCAUUAUUGAGACAAUGGAAAUUUUAUUCUGUCUUGCGGUGAUAAGAUAAAAUUGUUUGAUCAAAUAUAUUAUACCAUCUAUUUUUGUCAUAUCGUUUAACUCGUGUUUGUAAUGAGAUAUUUUAAUUUAUCGAUGCUUUGCAAUAAAAUUGUGAAACAUUUGGUAAAAUCGCGUCUUUUACGCACAUGACCAGUGAAAUUUUUUAAUAACAAUUUAAGCUGCAAUUUUUACUUUUCAAAAGAGGUUUUGGUACAUAUAAACAACAUUUUGAUUGAGAACGAACGAUUUAUUUGUUCGUUUGAAAUUUAACUUGUCGAGAGAACUUCGGUGAUACUUUUUCAGUUUUAAUACACAGCUAGGAAAAUUUUUAUAAAGAAAAACAAGAAUACGAUACUAACACAAGUUAGUACUCGAUAUCAUACGUCGACGUUAACAUCUGAUUGGUAUUGGGGCAAAUCUUGUUUUGGAAGCAAUUGAUGUAGAAACGAAUGAAAUGUACUGGCAUGUAGACUGGUUAGAAGCACGAGGCAGAGGAAAGAAGCAUAAGUUUGUCGCUUACGGUGAAAGAAAGAAAGAAAAAGAAAAGACCAAUCCCCGGCAAAACCGAUACCCGAUAUCCAUCAUUACGAAAUCAGACAACCUCGUCACACAUCCCAGUGAUCGACGCACAACAUUGAACGUUUUAUGAUGGACACACAUUUUUGUACCACCGUGCGUUAGACUCCCACUGUAUUGACCGUACCGUAUGGUGUCCCAGAGGACUGUAACUGUGACUUGUUUUCUUUGGUGAUAUCAAAUACACAUGAAAUACGCAAUAAACCCCAAAAACACCGACUCUUUCACUUGAUUUUUUCUUUAUCAUUUACCGCCGAAUGGUGAAUUGUACGAUUUUGUCUAAUUGAUACUGAUCGAACUGGUGCUCCCUGAUAAUCUAACGUGUGUUCUUCUCGCUUUCAGGAUACCGCGAGGAUUCCAUGAAGCACUGUACCUGAAGACUGUGAUACUUCUAGCGACGUAAGAUUAUUAUAAUGUUUCUACGAGAUUGUAUAUACGAGGUAAAAAGUUUUACAUAAUAAAUUAAAUUAUUAUAUUUUUCGCACAGUU
This is a messenger RNA of Vollenhovia emeryi, 4197 nucleotides long. Its product is annotated as RNA-binding protein 45. The record is from RefSeq and is a predicted model, not a curated record. The transcript is spliced from 6 exons. Gene Ontology annotation, molecular function: RNA binding. Lineage: Eukaryota; Metazoa; Arthropoda; Insecta; Hymenoptera; Formicidae. Bases 88 to 1542 code for a protein of 484 amino acids.